CUCCAACUGACUGACAAACUACUUCAUCACUGUCAGCACUACUGGGCACUCUGAGUUCAGAUACAGAGUGUGCAGGGACAGUAUGUAGAACUGGCUCCUGUGAACUAACACUACCUCUACACUCUGAACAUUUGGACAUUCUCUGCAAGGCUGCCGAGAGUCUUACUGGUAAAAUGACACGCAAGAUCUUUACUAACACUAGAGAGAGAUGGAGGCAGCAAAAUGUAAACAGCGCCUUUGCCGAGCUAAGAAAACUCAUCCCCACUCAUCCUCCAGAUAAAAAACUGAGCAAAAAUGAAACUCUCAGACUGGCUAUGAGAUACAUAAAUUUCCUCAUUGACAUCCUGGGAGAUCAAGGAAUAACAAAGGUUGGAGUAAAUUCUCCUGGAAAUAUUUUGGGCCUUUUCGAACCUGAGCCAGAGAUGUCAAACAUUAAAGAAUGGACUGUCGAUAACAGCAGCGAUUCAUCCCCUGGAACAAGCAGCGAUACCCAGGACUGUUGGUCAUUGGCUCCAUCACCAUAGUUCUUUUCCAGUGGGUUGAUGAUUACCCAUCAAUUACAUUUACUGUAUAUAUCUAUAUCUUUACCUAUUGUAGGUUUUGUUGUUUAAUAAGAAAACCUUUCAUUUUUCAAAAUAUCCUUCUCCUUGAAAAGGAAACUUUGAUUUAAAAUUCAGGUUAAGAGUGCUUUGCACUAUUGAUUAUGUACUCGUUAAAUUCCGAGAUACAUAUUAGAUUCUAAAAUUGGCAUGGUUACAGUAUCAUGUAUUUUCUUUGGGUAUGGUGCCGCUAGUUACUUUUACUGUAUGGUGUUGAACCUUU
This is a messenger RNA of Pelobates fuscus (common spadefoot toad), 822 nucleotides long. RefSeq names its product TAL bHLH transcription factor 2 (gene TAL2). NCBI's taxonomy places the organism in Eukaryota, Metazoa, Chordata, Amphibia, Anura, Pelobatidae. The transcript has 2 exons. The record is from RefSeq and is a predicted model, not a curated record. Gene Ontology annotation, biological process: regulation of transcription by RNA polymerase II. Gene Ontology annotation, molecular function: protein dimerization activity; DNA-binding transcription factor activity, RNA polymerase II-specific; RNA polymerase II cis-regulatory region sequence-specific DNA binding. The coding region runs from base 174 to 524 and encodes 116 amino acids.